AUGUAGCAUGCUAUUGAUCAAAUAGAGAUAGAGAACCAAGCUCUGGCAAAUAACAGCAAAAUAACAGCAAGUGGUUCUGCAAGCAGUCUAUUCUCUCUUAAUAAGGUAGCUUAUGUGGCUUUGUCACUGAACAUGAACAACAUAAUUUCAACUCCUUUAUACUUGAUUAUGCUUUGCAUAGACUCUGUAGUACUAAUCUAUAUGCUUUUAUCAAUAAUCUACAGUCAGGUAUAUGAUUAGCCUAUAAAUACCCUAUGGCUUUUGGAAAGAAACCUUUAUGAUAUGAAUGAUAUCAUACUUAUUAUUGUCCAUGGCAUCAUGAUAUUUUAUCAAAUUCUAACAUUGGUGGUGUUUGUUGUGCUGCUAAUGCAAGAUCUGAGAACUAUCUUUGAUACUGAGAAGCAAUCAACUGCAAAGAAAGCUCUAAUAUUUGCCAUCGUAAUUUUAGAUGUCGUUUUAAAAGCACCCUUGCUAGUGAUUAUAUAUUUUGGAUUUGAUAUUCCUAACCUUCAUGACAUUGAUAUUUAAAAAGGUCUAUCUAAUGAGAUUAAAUAAUCACAAGAUACCAUGGGCUUAAGCGAAGUAGACAUUAACUCUGCUGUAUUCUAUAUAUUUUUGCUAAACUUUGUCCUUAUUGGAAUGUCUUUUGUGAUGAAUUACUUUUGGGAUUAGAGCAUCUUAGAAAAAAUAAAGACUGAGGAGAUAAAGACUCAUAAUUAGUAUCUUUAAGCCUUUAGAGUCUUAUAGUACUAUAUCGAUUAAGUAUCACAACAAAAAUCAAAUCUUUAUGAGAGUAUGAGCUUCAUUUUGAGUCUCAUUAAAUUCCAUAACUUAAAUUGCUAGAAUAAUACAUGCUUUUGCCAUCAUACUGAUUCUUUGAUAUGGGUAUUAAAGAGAGCUUAAAAUCAGGUAAAUGAAAAUUACAUCGAUAUAUACUAGGAUGAACUCGAGCUAUUAAACAACUACAAUAUCAACCCUUUUAUAGUUCCUUCAGCUAAUAAUAUGGAUUCUCCAUUCUAAUCUAACCAAUACAUAAAUAAGGAAAGAAUUAUAAUUCAAAUUGAUGCUACUUAAGAUACACAUUUGCCUAAUAAUCAUAACAAUUAUAACUCUGAAAGUUUAUCUUCAAUUGAUCUUUAAGCAGUCAGCGGUAGUUUCAAUAAUGCACCUCUUAUAAGGAAUAUGAAUGAUCUGCCUAUAGAUAAUUAGGAGCCUAUUCUGAAACUUGAUUUGAUUAAAUUAAUUCAAUCAUACUUGCUGGAAUAUCAGCAUUUGCUCUUCAAAGAAGCCUUGAUUAAAUUUCCAAAAGACCCAACAAUUUCACUAAAUUAUUAGUAUUUCUGCUUUUUUUACCUGCAUAACAUUUUCAUGGCUAAUAAUCAACUUAGAAUAUUUGAUUAUAGUCACUUUUCAACAAUUAAUAAGGCCAGCUAUUUGGUUAAUGAGGCGUAUAUGAUACUGUUGCUUUCAAAAAAUAUCAGCAAACGAAAGUAAAUUGAAAAUGGAUUCAAAUAUAAGCAAUAUGGAAUAGUAUUUGAUGAUCAGCAAAUAGCUAAGAAUUCAUACUAGAGUGGAGCAAUAUAAGAUUAUAUGGGAGAGGAUUCACUUGAUCCAGAGCAUUUUAUUCACGUCAAUUAUACAACACAGCUGUUUUACAAUGGGAUUCAAUAGCUUUCAGUGGAUGUGAUGGACUUUUGGAAGUCACUUAGUGAUAAUACAGGAUCCUUAGAUGUAAAGAAAACUUAAGUUCAAGGUAAUAUAGUCUCUGAAAGAAUUGGAUACGUACAAAAGCAGUUUCAUAGAAUCAAUUCAUUAUCCAAAUAUGCUGAUCAUAAGAUCUAUCAUUGCUUUGCUUAAGUGUAAAAGCUAAUCCUCAACGAUCAUCAAGCAUAUGAACUAUACCUGAAUAAGAUGAAGAGUUUAAUUACUAUGCAAAAAUUAUUCAAAAAUAACAGUCUUAAGUUCUACACUGAUACUGAUCUUGGUGUUCUACUAGCCAAUGGAACUUAAUAAGAGUUUGGAAAAAUCAUUCUCACUAAUCAAAUUCUGAUGAAAGUUCUUGGUUUUUCAACCUAGGAUUUGAGACAUCAAAGAAUAGGAAUAUUAUAGCCAAAGCUAAUAAAAGAAAAUCAUGAUAAGUUUAUCAGCAGAUUUUUAUCAACUGGCUAGUCUAAUUUUAUGCACACUAUGCAAAACUUAUUCCUAUUAAAUAAAAAUGGCUAUGUUUUACCUUUCUAAGUAUAUAAAAACGGUCCCAAAUAUAUUCCAAAGGAUUUGAUGUUUAUGCUUUGUGAUAGACAAGGAUAUAUUUAUGAAAUCUCUGAGAGUUGUUCACAAUAAAUAGGCUUGCAUAUAAUUCUCAAGGUAGUUGAGGAUUCUGUGUAAACUAUUCAACAAAUUUAGACAAAUAGGCUAGAUGAGCAAAGUACUAUAAAUAAUGCAAUGUAAUUCUAAAAUCUUGAGGAGGAAAAAGAUUUCCAACUACAUCAAAAAGUAGACUCUAUUUCAUCAUCAGAUUCAUAUUCUCAUGUGGAAUAAGAGCUAAUAAAACAAUCAAUAUCUGGACUAGAGAAAUAAACUCCUAGAUCAUUGAAAGUUGUUGUUGCAUAAAAAAUGAAUCUCAAUAACAGAAUAAGAAUCAUACUCAGAACUUUGUCAAAUGUUGCCAACGGUUACGAAAAUAAUUAACUUUCUUAUGUGUCUGGAAUAAAAACAACUGUAUUCGAAAAAAGAUUAAUGGAACUUAUUAAUUCCUUCAGAUAAGUACAAAUAUCGCAAGAAAACUAGGAUUUCGAAAUGUCAAAUUCAUUCUCUAAUUAUCUUAAAUCUGAAAACCUAAGAGUAUAGUACCUCAAUGAAAAGAAUUAGAUCUUUAUUAAUAAUCACACAAUGUCCUUUACUCUGAAUCUCUAUGUGAGCAGAUUGCUAGAUAUCUAUAAUCUAAAAAAUUCUUAAUUUAAAGGAAAUCUACAUGUUUAAAGCUUAACUUUCAACACUUCUUCGGCAUAUGUUCCAACUGAAAUAGAAAGAAAUAUAUUCUUUGUCAUUGCAAAUUCUUUAGAUGCUAUUAGGGAACACUUGCAAAUUGAAAUCGAGUAUUACUCGAGAGAUAUCAAAGAUCACUCUGAGGAGAGUAAAGCAUCAACAGAGACGACUAUUAUUAUUUCAGUAUGCUCAAUCUUAUUUGUUGGACUUAUUGUAACUCCACUACUUUCAAGGAUAGUCGACAGAUAGUAUUAAGCUCUCUAAUUCUUCUUGUUGAUAGACUAAAUUUAAAUUGACAACUUAAUAUUCAAGUGCUUCUAGUGCAUUUAAGAAGUAAAUGAACUUCUAGCGCUAAACAAAAGUACCUAAAAUAAUUAAAUAGGUAAUCCUAGAACAUUGAAUAAUGAUUUCUCAUCAUCUUAAAUAAGCUAGGAUGAAAUUUCAUAUUCUUAUAAUGACUACACCAGACAUCAAGAUAAAACUAUCACAGAUAUGGAAGGUUUAAAUCAGUCAGCAUUUAGUAAUGAUAGGUUUGAAUAUGGUUAAGGUGAUGGCAGAGAUAGUUAUGAAGAAUAAAAAGUUGGAGCAAGAAGAGUAAGUCAGAUAAAAAAAGUAACCUAGAAUAAUAUUAAAUCUCAUAAAGCCUUAGAUUUUGAGAGAAAAUCACGAAUGAUCAAUAAUUCAAGUAAAGAUUUGAGCAGUAUAAGACACUCAAUAAAUCAUAAUGAAAUUGAGCUUCAGGAUAUGUCUAGCUUCAACACAAAGUAGAAUGCUACUGAAAAUUAACUAAAUACAGUCAAUAAUGCUGAUUAACAAUAUAAUCAGGCUGACCAUCAUAAGAAUAAAGGAGAACAGACUAAUGAGAAUGAAACUCUUGAUGAGAAAAAGAAGAUAAUCAAGCAAACUUAAAUCAAGAAAAGAGUGAGGGUAACUGCUUCUAGUUUAUUAGUGAUAAUGGCUUUGUCAUCUUACUUCAUUGCUUCAUAUUUCAUGUCUUUGAGAAUAUUCAAUAGUAUCCCUGAAAUGAUUGAUGCCUUAGGCAUUAUUUACUAUAAGGAGGAAAUCUCAUUCGCAAUCAGUCAUUAUUCCUGUUUGAAGAUCGCUAAAGAGAUGCAUUUUAAUUUCAGCUUCAAAAACUCCAGAAUGUUUCAGAGCAGUAUAAAUAAUUCAGAAGAAAGAUACCUUAAGCUUUAUAAGAUCUAGGUCCUUUUAUUAGUGAUAUUGAAAGCAUCAAAGCUUGCUAAAUAAGCUAUGAGAAUAAUCCCUAGAUGA
Molecule: messenger RNA, 4257 nt
Organism: Stylonychia lemnae
Lineage: Eukaryota; Ciliophora; Spirotrichea; Sporadotrichida; Oxytrichidae
Source: the annotation of a GenBank genome assembly